This is a messenger RNA of Caenorhabditis sp. 36 PRJEB53466, 827 nucleotides long. The record is from the annotation of a GenBank genome assembly. Lineage: Eukaryota; Metazoa; Nematoda; Chromadorea; Rhabditida; Rhabditidae.
AUGAAGACCCUCCUUCUGCUGCUAGCCUCCGUGGCCGCCGCCUCCGCGUUCGCCCUCGGAGUCGCCGUUCCGGCCGGCGAGCCAUUCGAUCUGAACCUUUCCUCGGAAAAAGUGAAAGGAUUCACUCGUGUGUUCGCCAACGGACAGACGCAGACGUGGAACUUGGACGGACCCAACAAAGGAACUUGGGUUGACGCGGUGAGUUGAAGAGCGUAUUUGAGUUUUCUAGGCCACGGCGACCACUUUCAUGUAUUCAAGAGUUGGGAUUAGAGUCCCUUGGAAUCAGUCUCAUCGAAGGCCUAAAGCAUUUUAUCGACAGUCAUUGAAAGUUUUGUGUUUUUGGACGUUCGGGACAUUUCGCAACUACUCAAAUUGUCUAAAGUUUCGACUUUUAACAGCUUUCAAUAAACCGGUCGGACCCAAACUUUGCAGACUUCUAGUACUUGGAUUGAAGUAUAUUGGGUGUAAGUUUCAAACAGAUCGGAUCGGUUAGAGGCCGAAAAGGCCCUAAGGGCGCAAAUCACUAUAUCUCGGAAUCAGAUGAUCCGACCGGUCUGAAACUUGGACCCAAAAUACUUAAAUCCAAGUCCAAAAAUCCUGAAAGUCUCUGAAAUGCACAAAAACGUAAUAAUGUUUUCCAGAAGGGCAAGAAGAUUCCCUCGUCGAACUUUGUGUUCAAGGCGCCCGGAACGCUCAAGAUCAAGAAGGUGACGAAGGAGGAGGCGGCGACGUACGACUACAUCGAACUCGUGAAACCGCCGCCACCACCACCGGGCGUCCACGUGGAUCCCUUCCCGAGAGGAUUCGAUCUUUCCGUCCAGAAGUAG